AUGGAACAACGACUACACGCCAAGUGCAUACGAGGCCCACAGAAGGGGACCCUCAUCCCACCCUUCCGACUUGCCAUCAUCGAGGAGGGGCUCUAUCGCGGCGCCUACCCUCAGAAACGCAACCUUCAGUUUCUCAAACGGCUGAAGCUGAAGACGAUCAUUUCGCUGCUGCCGGGUGAGCCCAGCGAUGACCUGAAGGGCUUCUGCAAGCAGCACAACAUCACACACUUGCCGUUCGCCGUAGGGAAGAUGAAGGACGAGGUCACCGUCUCUCCGGCUCUCGUCGCCCAGAUUCUCGAGACCUGCAUCAGCCCUCAAAACCUGCCGCUGUUCAUCCACUGCCUGGAUGGAGCGAACAUCACCGGCAUCGUGGUCAUGUGCCUCCGAAAAUUGCAAAACUGGAACCUGUCGGUGUCCACCACCGAGUUCACACGGUUCACGCGCGGACACUCCAUAAUGUCCGUCGAGUCCGAGUUCGUGGAAAUGUUCAGAUCGGAGAUCAAGAUACCACUUGACAUCCCCAACUGGUACCACCUCGCCUUCGAGCUCUUCUUGAGGGAGUUGGUGCUUGGCACCCUAGGCGAGGCGAGUGGCGACAGGCAAAAGCGACACCCGACCCUCAAGCUGAAGCUGACCAAGUCGCCCGAGGAGGAGGCCAAGAAGCCGGCCGAGCCGUCCACGCCCAAGCGAAAGUCCAAACCCAAGAGGAAGCUGGACACCAGCGACAGCGACAGCGAGCCUGAGCCCGACAUCCUCCAAAAGGGUAUGGAGAGCAUGCGAGUUUCUAGAGAUGUCGAAGCGCUCGAUCUGGAGCUCAAAGGCUGGGAGAAGGCGCAGACCAACAAGGAGAAUCAGAGCUGA
Acanthamoeba castellanii str. Neff is the source of this 861-nucleotide messenger RNA. Its product is annotated as Putative tyrosine phosphatase family protein. Gene Ontology annotation, molecular function: phosphatase activity. Bases 1 to 861 code for a protein of 286 amino acids. The record is from RefSeq and is a predicted model, not a curated record. NCBI's taxonomy places the organism in Eukaryota, Discosea, Longamoebia, Acanthamoebidae. The transcript is spliced from 10 exons.